Carassius auratus (goldfish) is the source of this 4093-nucleotide messenger RNA. Its product is annotated as galaxin-like. Bases 1596 to 3134 code for a protein of 512 amino acids. The record is from RefSeq and is a predicted model, not a curated record. The transcript is spliced from 12 exons. Lineage: Eukaryota; Metazoa; Chordata; Actinopteri; Cypriniformes; Cyprinidae.
CACUAGGCUCCUAGAAAACCUGUAGAAGUAACCAAUCUGAUUAGGAAUGACUUGGAUUCCCCCUGAAUCACAUCCCGGAUGAGCUUGCAGGCCUUGGUGGAGUUUGCAUGUUCUCCCACUGCAGAAGUGUUUUAUUUUACUUUUCUAAGGGAUUUUCCUGGUUGUACUAGCACCGCCAGUAGUAGCUCUUAAGUGGUGUAAGCCGGCCUGUACUGACAUCAUUUAAGUGACAACAACUGAAGAAUGGGGGAUGCCGUGGUCAGAGCUGUGUUUUUGUUAGUGAGAAUCUUGAUCUCAUUGUAUGUGAUAAUAUGUUUAUUAUGUCUUCUUUACUUCACAUAUAAUAAUAAUAACUCUAUUUAAUAAAAGACAAGAUGUAUGCCAAGACUAUUUUAUUUAUUUAAUUAUUUAAUUGUAUUGACAAAAUUUCUGGGUGUUGUAUCCCUUUAGGAAAUCUUGAGUAUUUCCUUUCUCUUUCAGUGAUCACAUUGUUUGUUUAAGAUUUGAACCAAGUGUUUGGGGUUUGGAACCGUCAGGGACAAAGAGAUAAAAAAAAUUCUUGGAAAAUUGGUUUUCCCCUAAUAUUCACAAAGGAGCUAGUGCAAGCCUAUGCAAUUACUUUUUGACAUCACAAGUUCAUGGACAGGACUCAGACACUCCAAGCUGACAACAAAAACUGAUUCACUACUUUUCCACUGCUGAAUCAACAUGCUCAGUCAGUCAACCAAAACGUGGCGACCUUCUGUCCUUGCGCAAUACAGACCUUCUUUCAGUAACAAAACAUAAUCAGCAGAUCAGAUCAAGCUGAGCAUAUUUCUAUCAGUGUUAUGUAAACAAUCAAUUAAACUGAAAUAUAUCCCUGAAGCAGUGAACAAGUAACAAAAUGCUUUCCCUGUCUCUGGAUUUGGCUGUAAUAAGAAUGCAAAGGCUGAUACUUCAAAAUAACAAAUAACAGUAAAAACAAAAACCAACUCAAGCAAAGGGGGAAUACACGCCUAUCUAUAUAUUUAAAUAUAGGGCUAUAAAUCCAUUUAGUGGUUACACCAUUGUAUUACAGAUGAUAAAUGAUGCAACAUUUAGAUGAUCAUUUACCAUACAUUCCUGGGCCCCCCAACUGCUUCUUGGUCCCAUCUGUGCCAGCUGAGAUUUAAUCACCUCCAUCAAAUAGCCAUUAUUAUUGAUAAUUAUUUUAUCACUAAUAUAUAUGAUGAUUACAUUGAACAUGUUUGCAUUGGGUGUGCAGGUAGAUGCAUCCAAGCACAACCACUUCUCUAAAGCACCUUACAUUAUACUAAUAGUAAAAAUAUUUUUAGAAAUAAUUACUAAAGUGUGAUGAUAUGGAUCUCUGACUUUGCAGUUGACUAAUCAACCCUAUAUGCACUAAUGCUAUAGGUGUGCCAAACAUCUGUAGAAUGAAUUGAUUCACUGUAUUAUCAGGUCCAUACAUGUUACUUCUUUCACAUGCUUUUUGGCAUCACAACCUGUGGUCCCUCCUUACUAUGAUGCAACCUGAAGAGGCGGAGGAAAAGUUUUAUUUUGGGGUACAUAAAUUCUCAUCCUUGGAAUCUUCAAGCUCCACUGAAUAGGAAUACACAAUGGAGAUCAACAGACCAGCUGCAAAAGGUGUAGUGACAUUAUUGUGUAUGUUUGCCACAUACUCUGCACAAGAUUUUUGCCAUCACGACAAAGGGAGCCACAGCAAUGCAGGUUUCAGUGGAGAGAUGGAAGGCAGCCAACAUCUGCACUGUUGUGGAAAUGUGUCUUACAAGAUCUCGGAAAGUUCCUGCUGCAAUGGAAAUGUUACUCUGGGAUUAAGCCAGCUGGUGGCUGACUGCUGUGAUUCUGUAGCUUACAAUCCCCUUAAUGAGAUUUGCUGUGGUGGCAGGAUUCUGACUCGAAACAGCACUCAUGCAAAAUGCUGUGGCAAAGUCAUGUACCUGACAACGACUCAUUUGUGUUGUGAUGACAUAAUACUUGAAUUGAAGGAAAAUCAUUCUUGUUGUGGCAAUAAAACGUUUGACAUGACAACUCACUACUGCUACACUGACCUUACACUAGAAAUAAAGCCUUAUAAUGAAACUUGCUGUCCAAAAGUAACAGUAGGUUAUAAUGUGGAUCUUAUUCUCACAGAUUCAGAUUCAGAAUACCCGCAAGGCUCUUGUCCCACCUGCACACUCCCCAAAGUCUCAGAAUUUAUGUGUGGAUCGGAACCUUACAACCCCCAGGAAACUAUCUGUUGCUCAGGGAAACUGUAUAAAAAGGCAUCAACACUUACUAAGUGCUGUGGCAAAAAUUUCUACACUCUGUUAGAUGACAAUGUGCUGUGCUGUAAUGGAAUUCUUCAUCUCAAUGUGCCUGAGCAGUCAGAGUGUGUUGGAGGUGUUAUAUAUGCUCCACCAAACACUAUUUGCCAAAUGUUUGCUCGUCCCCGUCUUGGUGAGCACUGCUGUGGAGGAAAAACUUUUGAUCCUCACACACAUAUUUGCUGUAACGGACACAGCCACAACAAAAUGAAAGGCAAUUUCUGUUGUGGUUCAGAAGUCUAUGACCACCACAACCAGUUGUUGAGAUGCUGCUCAGGUCAUCUCUACAAACUUACACGUUUAAGUGGGGAGUGCUGUGGAAGCCAUCUGCUGGAAUAUAAUAACAAUCAAACUUGUUGUUCCUCCUCAACCAAUUCUAUAAUUUAUGACACCAAACCAAACCACCAUUGCUGUGGGCAUUACUACUUCAACACAUCCCUGUGGAGCUGCUGUGCUGAACAUCUCAAACCAACACCAAAGCCUAACAGCUCUCUUGCAGAAUACAGGCUUAAACCUCUAGCAGACCUGAUCCCAGAUAUGUGCAAUAAAACAGUGUUCUUUGGCAAAGUGGAGAGUUUGGCACUUGAAAAUGAUCAACGUCACGUGGUGUUGAAAGUUGUGUGGCAGGUCAACGUGAAAUCAGAAAGGUUCAUCAAAGACCCUUGGCUUCAUGUGUCCAUGGAUCACUGCAGCUCUCCUGACACGGAGAAUGGCAUGACCUACCUUUGGGAGGAAAAGCACGAUAGGAAGUACAAGCUUCUCUCUCACCCUGUUGACCUAACCUCUGACAUGCACUUGUUAUAUGCUGUAUGUUACCAAAAAAAGGGAUAAAAAUAUGGAUUGAGGUUUAUGGAUUAUGGCUUUUUGUCCUGAAGAGUUUUUUUUAUCCAACAUCAAUGCUAAGUGAGCCUUAAGACAAGUUUACCCUUAAGAGAAGCCUCUGUUACUGUACGCAGCAUUAUGGCAGAUGCCUCACAUCUGUGAUUCUUUUGCCUCAUCUGAUAUUUUUAUUUAAUCUCAAUGUUUGGAGUAAUGGAUUUAUAUAUUUAUUCAGUCAGGUAAAUUUUAAGGUUUGUUAAUAUAAAAAAUUUAAAAAGAGAAAUGGAAUUAAAUAGAGUUACUGAGUUCUCUUAAAAGCUCAAAAAAAGUAAUAUAUUUUAAGUGGCAAUACAUUACCUAAUAAGAUUUUUUUUUUUUUUUAAUCAUGCUGUAUAUCAUCAGUCUCAGGUCUGUUCCAAAUUGAAGUUUUUGUGUUUCAUUUUCUUUUUUUUUUUUUUUCUUUUUUUUUUAAAUUUUUUUUUGACCCAUUUACAGGUAACAACUGAAAGAUUAUCCUCAUUGGUUCACAUGCACCAAGUUUCUGUAAAAUCUGUGUACACACAUUAUACAGAAAUCUCAAUUCAUCAGUAAAUUUGCACUAAAAUGUAUUCUAAAUUUAUGACAAUUUAGAUUCAAUCAUACAUCACUGUGUUAAGAUAACAUUUCCCUUAUCUGUCUAUCUCAUCUCAUCUGUCUAAUACAUGUAGUGUUUUUGGAGUUAUAAAGUUCUCCAGACUCUUGCAUAGUGUCCAGUUUCCAUGUCUCUAUACAACUUUGUACACACUUUUCAUGUUAAAUGUUGUUACUUGUUCAAGUUUUAUUAUAGUAUUGCAGAAAAAAAACUAUAUGUAUAUGCUAUAUGUUUUUUUGUUGUUGUUUUUUUACAUUAUUUCUUUUCAUUGAAUUGGCUAUAUAAUUAUAGUCAUUUGUGAUUUUACAUCACAUCUGUUAUUUCUAAAUAAAAAUGUUAA